GCGCGCCCUAGGGUCCCGCCCUGUCUCGGUCCCGCCUGCCGGCUUCGAACGCUGCGGCUGUCCCUGGCUGGGUCAUCCACACGAGCAGUCACCGCUUAGAGGAGACAGUAAAAGGAAUUAAUCUUAUUACCAGUGGCUUUCAAAUAUUUGAGAAAUUUAAGAAUUGUGACUGCAGUUCUGAUUCAUGGAUCUUCAAAGAAAGCAGAGAAGAUUUCAGGACUUACAAAGGUGCAGGUUUGUGCAGAUUUGAAGACCAGUAUCUUACGAGCUUGUAAAACAGCAACAAGUCAGAUGAUCAGAGUAAAUGACGAGUACAAGUCAAAAGUGGCUGAGAUUUCAUUAUUUGGAAGAAGCUGAGCACAUUGGAGGAUUAUGCAGGAGCUGGAAAUAUAAUGGUGAACAAAAUGGUUUGUUCCUGCUCUGUCAGAAGUUAAGGUUUAGUGAGGAAGAUAAAACCAAGCAAACAAGCAACAAAGACCUGUUUGAGAUGUGGUGGUUUCAACAAGGUCUCAGUUUCCUCCCUUCUGCCCUAGUAAUUUGGACAGCUGCUGCUUUCAUCUUUUCAUACAUUACGGCCAUAACACUUCACCAUGUUGACCCUGCUCUGCCUUAUAUCAGUGAUACUGGUACAGUAGCUCCAGAAAAAUGCUUGUUUGGGGCAAUGUUAAAUAUUGCUGCAGUUUUGUGCAUUGCAACCAUUUAUGUUCGUUACAAGCAAGUUCAUGCCCUGAAUCCUGAAGAGAGUCGUAUCAUCAAAUUAAACAAGGCUGGCCUUGUACUUGGAUUACUGAGUUGUUUUGGGCUUUCUGUUGUGGCAAACUUCCAGAAAACAGCCUUUUUUAUUGUACAUGUAUGUGGAGCUGUGCUCACCUUUGGCAUGGGCUCGUUAUACAUGUUCGUUCAGACCAUCCUUUCCUACCAAAUGCAGCCCAAAAUUCAUGGCAAACAAGUCUUCUGGAUCAGACUACUGGUGGUUAUCUGGUGUGGAGUAAGUGCAUUUAGCAUGCUGACUUGCUCAUCACUUUUGUACAGUGGGAAUUUUGGCACAGAUAUUGUACAGAAACUCCACUGGAACCCUGAGGACAGAGGUUACGUGCUUCACAUGAUUACCACUGCAGCAGAAUGGUCUAUGUCUUUCUCCUUCUUUGGUUUUUUCCUGACUUACAUCCGUGAUUUUCAGAAAAUUUCUUUACGAGUGGAAGCCAAUUUACAUGGAUUAACCCUCUAUGACACUGCUCCUUGCCCUGUUAACAAUGAACGAACACGGCUACUUUCCAGAGAUUUAUGAUGAAGGGAUAAAAUAUAUCUGUGAUGAUUAUGAUUCUCAGGGAUUUGGGGGAAAUGUUCAUGAAAGUUCCUUAUUCUGCUCUGAAAUUUUUAACCAGUUAAUCAAGGCUGACAGUGAUAUUGAUGAAUACUGAUAAUCAAGAGACAUGAAUAAAGCCAUUUGAUAAGUUAUUUUCAAGGAUAUCUUCAAGAAGACCCUGUAAAAACAUUUAUGCCUAUACGUUCUUUUUAAUCCCAGAAAAUAAAACCAAAGGACUACAACAA
Molecule: messenger RNA, 1551 nt
Organism: Neogale vison (American mink)
Lineage: Eukaryota; Metazoa; Chordata; Mammalia; Carnivora; Mustelidae
Gene: DRAM2
Product: DNA damage regulated autophagy modulator 2
Exons: 12
Coding region: 305-1288 (327 amino acids)
Biological process (GO): regulation of autophagy; photoreceptor cell maintenance
Cellular component (GO): lysosome
Source: RefSeq, a predicted model, not a curated record